GAUCGUUUAUAGCAUCUCGAUGCCGAUGAUCGAUGGCAAACAUCAACAAUCGAUCAUCGGCAAAUAUAAAAAGGUACCGAAACGAACGAACCUCAGUAUAUGUAAUCGAACGCGCCCGUCAGGGGGCGUAACUCGAAAACAUAAACAAUGUACAAAGAUGGCGGCCGCUGAAGAAAAUCUAAGGGAAAUAUACCCAAACCCAGGCUCCAAAACGAAAUCAGAUGUUUGGAAAUUCUUCGGAUUUUAUAAAAUUAAUGAUAAUGAACCACCAUCAAAAAAGAAUUUGGAUACAACGCAAGCUGUUUGCCGUCUAUGCCGCAAGAUUUACAGAAAUACAGGAAAUACUACGAAUUUCAGAGCCCAUAUUGACGGGGAACACAAAUUACCGUCGGGAAAUUCCACAUAAUCGCGAUCAGACAAAGUUGAAACAAAAUUAGUUCAACCAACAAUAUCGGCUGCAUUUGUCAAAAGAUGUGAUGUUGUAUCAGGAUCAAAUACUGUAUUGAGUCAAGAACGGAGAGGACGGGUCGAUGAUGCAAUAU
Messenger RNA from Pecten maximus, 542 nucleotides. RefSeq lists its product as uncharacterized. Lineage: Eukaryota; Metazoa; Mollusca; Bivalvia; Pectinida; Pectinidae. Bases 20 to 406 code for a protein of 128 amino acids. The transcript has 2 exons. The record is from RefSeq and is a predicted model, not a curated record. Gene Ontology annotation, molecular function: DNA binding.